AUGAAGCCGAAGACGACGCACUCGCGGUUUCUGCGACUGUUCGUCGGGGGAGCGGUGGAGAUCAAUUCCGUGAGACAAGAGGCGAGAUUGCGGUUGAAGGAGGAGUAUUAUCACUUUCGCGAUCAAAAUACGGUGGUUUACGUGUUGGCGCCGUUGGCGUUGUUGCUCGGAUACAGCGAACGCGUGCACCCGAAGGCGCUGGACGCGACGCAGAUUGGAUACUUGAGGGCGUUUUAUCCGAUCGCACUGCAGCUGUAUUGGGUGUGGCUUUUGUACUUUUACACCGCACUCGCGCUGCGGGAGAACAUUUUGCGCGUGAACGGGUCGACGAUUCGUCCGUGGUGGAUUAAGCACCACUACUAUUCGGCGGCGAUGGCGCUGUGCGUGUUGACGAUGGAUUUAGAUUCGCCCGCGUGCGAGGCGUUCACUUUGAGAUUCUUACUCUUCACCACGCUUCAGGGAGUGGUGAUGUUAGUCCAAAAUAGAUACCAGCGUUUCCGCUUGUACACGCGCGUGGCGAUGGGGAAAGCGUCGCCCAUGGACGUGGCGUCGAUUGAACUCUCGGGCGGACAGCUCAAGCUUUUGUACCCACUCCUGUUCGGUUUGCAGGCGAUGCAACUGUACGUCGGCGCGAGCGUGCUGUUCGUGGUCAUGACGACGUAUCGCAUAGAAAGCCACAUCAUGCGAGAGUGGCAAGCGUCCGUGGCGGGCGUCUUAUUCGUUCUCAUGGCGGUUGGCAACUUCACCGCCACGCUCAACACGCUGCGAUCCAAGCGCUCAUUCGCGCACAAGAAGCGGACUCGCAGCCAAAGUUUUCAUCAGGAUUAA
This is a messenger RNA of Ostreococcus lucimarinus CCE9901, 828 nucleotides long. RefSeq lists its product with no specific name. The record is from RefSeq and is a predicted model, not a curated record. The transcript has a single exon. Gene Ontology annotation, cellular component: membrane. NCBI's taxonomy places the organism in Eukaryota, Viridiplantae, Chlorophyta, Mamiellophyceae, Mamiellales, Bathycoccaceae. Bases 1 to 828 code for a protein of 275 amino acids.